AUGAGCUCAUUACCACAUACAGCAGAGCUGCUGGCAGAGCUGCAGGCCUCCCCAAUGUGGCUUCCUGUUAUUCACCUGCACCCGAGAGCAAGGGGAAGGGGGCCCCGCCCCGCCCUGGCCCCAGCAUCUGUGCCCAUGCCCACCGCCACAGUGGGGCACCUGGCCCCUGGGAGCUACCGGCUGGUGGUCUUUGAGCGGGAGAACUUCCAGGGCCACCGGGUGGAAUUCUCCGGGGAGUGCUUGAACCUGGGAGACCGCGGCUUCGACCGAGUGCGCAGCCUCAUCGUCACCUCUGGACCCUGGGUCGCCUUUGCAUCCGACUUCCAAGGGGAGAUGUUCGCUGAGAAGGGCCAGUACCCGCCCUGGGACACCCGGUCCAGCAGCUACCGCAGCGGCCGGCUCAUGUCCUUCCGACCCAUCAGGAUGGUGAGUGGCUCCUGGGUGGGGCUGGAGGGAUCCAACUUCCAGGGCCACCGGGUGGAAUUCUCCGGGGAGUGCUUGAACCUGGGAGACCGCGGCUUCGACCGAGUGCGCAGCCUCAUCGUCACCUCUGGACCCUGAGUAGGGUAUCAGUACCCCGGCUACCGCGGGGACCAGUACCUCCUGGAGCCUGGUGACUUCCGGCACUGGAAUGAAUGGGGAGCCCUCCAGCCUCAGAUGCAGGCCCUGCGCCGCCUUCGGGACAGGCAGUGGCAUCGUGAGGGCUGCUUCCCUGUCCUGGCGGCAGAACCCCCCAAGUGA
Messenger RNA from Myotis brandtii (Brandt's bat), 741 nucleotides. RefSeq names its product crystallin, beta B1 (gene CRYBB1). Gene Ontology annotation, biological process: visual perception; lens development in camera-type eye. Lineage: Eukaryota; Metazoa; Chordata; Mammalia; Chiroptera; Vespertilionidae. Gene Ontology annotation, molecular function: structural constituent of eye lens. The record is from RefSeq and is a predicted model, not a curated record.